Molecule: messenger RNA, 2988 nt
Organism: Drosophila virilis
Lineage: Eukaryota; Metazoa; Arthropoda; Insecta; Diptera; Drosophilidae
Source: RefSeq, a predicted model, not a curated record
UUGUUGCUGCAGUCGACGAAUUCUGUUCAAACGCGACGCACGUGUUAAGCGGACGAAGCAGCUUUUAGCAAAUAUUCAAAGUUAACAAACACCGUGACCUCUAGUAUUAUCUGCCAGAAAAUAAAAACAAAAACAAACGGAAAAAACUAUAAAUAAAAGAAAACAAAUUAAUAUUAAAUAAACGCAGACAAUAACUAAAGACCAAGAACGAAACGUGCCCUCGACCAAAGGAAAUAAAAGUAAAAAAAAAAAAAAAGCGUAAAUAGCACAUUUGCAAUAUUUGUGAGCGGGAGUGUUGGCUGUGUUCAUCUGCUGUCCGUGUCAAAGGUUAGGACUCAUACGAACAUUUUGCACGCCAACUGAAAAGCAAUGCCAACGAAGAAGGUCGUGUCAUCCAAAGAGUACUCCAAGGCCGGCUGGGCAGCUGUUUCGGCAGUUUCUGGUCCUCCAUGGGCGGUGCUGCUGUUGGGCGCCAUUUUGUUUUGCAGCAUCAGCCUUGGGCAUGUCGAAGGCCUCAAGUGCCACAUGUGCGGCCAGUACAACGAGGGCGUGGGCUCGAUAACUCCCUGCACCAACUAUUCCAAGGAGAUUGCGCAUCUCUAUCUCAAGGAAUGCACCAAGAAGAGUGAGAAAUUCUGUGUGAAAUACGUGAGCGAGUUAUCGACUGUGCGCGAUUGUGCUACUGAGUGUGUCGAAAAAGAAAUUUGGGAAACCCAGACCUACUGCUGCACGGAGGAUGGUUGUAACUCCAGUGACCAUGUGAAAUACACCAUAGUUUUGCUGGUCAUUCCAAUCUUUAUAUGGUUAUUUUAGAGGAUAUCAUAAAAGCUUCAAGAGCAAUGUUAUGAUUAUUUCAUAGAUAUUAAAAAUUUUUACCCAUAUUCAUUUUUUUUUUAAUUGACGCCAUUGGAUACUUAUUGAAAACCAUGUUUUGUUGUUAAUAUUUUCAAACAGAAAUUCUGUAAAUGGGACCUACGAAAAAAACGUUUAUCAAAGAAGAAAAAGUAUUAAAGGCUACUUUAAGCAUUCUGUUGCGAAUUUUCAAUUAAUUAAUUGGAAACAAUUUUAUGAAUAUGUUCUUGUGCGAACUUAAUUUUUCCAAAGAAAAAUUUUUUUUAUAUUAAUGGAAUUCUUUAAAUUUAAGGUCAAUUUUUAGAGAGUAUAAUGUUAUAGCUGCUCUGCCCUUUGAUUUUAAUUUAUAGCUAAGUCUCCAAAUAAGUCGAAUUAUCCGAUUAGAAAUAGCUUAAUGUGAAAAUUCUGAAAUUAUAUGAAUUGACUCACAUAUAGAAAUUACAAAAUUCAAUAAAAAACAUGCCAAAUUACGAAAAACAGUAAUAAGAUAAAUGUGUCUAAAAACGUAUUAGGUAUGAUUAAUAAAUGUGCAUAGGAAUAACCUACUGCAAAAAAAGAGCUAAAGUAUGAAAUGAAUAAUUAGUAUAAACAAAAAUAUAGAAAAUGUAUAGCAUGUUUAAAUUGCUGGUAUAUUAUAACUAAAAUAAUGUAGAUAUAGUUUGCUGCUCAGUUGAUUGCGAGUUGCAAAACAACGUAACUUUCUUUACUGCAGAGUUUGUCAGUUUAUGACAGCACGGGCUAAAAAAAGGCUAACAUACUUCUUGCAUGAGCAGAAAAUAUAUAGAAAAGAAGUCAAUGGUUUCUCGGUGUUUAUUGUCCGAUCUUUAUUAUUAUUCAGUGAUAUAAGGAAUGGUAUUUAACUGUGUGUAAAUAAUGAAUAUAUAAGUAUCCAAAAAGGAGAAUAUUCUAGAUCUGUGUAUACCACAAGAAUAAAAUAAUAGAGUAUAUAUAUUCGAAAUUUGGUCUUUCCAGCUCAAAUAUGUGCCUAAAAGCUGAAUUUUGAUAUCGACUCUUAUCGAUUUCAUAACCAAUGGGACAAGUUGUCGUUUAUUUGAAACAAAUUUAAUAUAUGUUCAAUAUUUUUAGGGUCUAGAUGUUAAAUCUCUGAGAUCGACGUGUUUAUACAUAUUGAUGGACACACAGACUGGCGGACUUUUAUUUUGACAGGUUUUGAUCAAAUAUAGAAGAAGCUAUACAACAAGUUUGGUAUAAUUAGAGCAUAUAAUUUUAAAGUUAUGUUCAAUAUAUUCGGAAUGGGAUAAGAUAUCGGGGAAAAAAAACAAUCUAGUCGUGCGUGUGGUAUACGAGAACAUUCAAUUCAAAUUUCAUGUGUUUAGCUUUGUAUUUUCGUAGUAAGUAUAUCGAAACGUUCAUAUAGACGGACGGACAGGCGGACAAGAAUAGCUCGAUUCAGCUCGUUCUGAUCAAGAAUAUUAAACUCAGCGGGUUCAUUUUCAUUUUAGCUGUACUGUAACUGACAAGCCCUGCAUUAAUGAUAUUUUCCAAAUGUUAACAUUUGAAUUUGUAAUACUACUCAAUCACUAAAGUCGCGGGGAGUAUUCUUUGGGGUUUGUGUCUUUGUACUUUGAUUUGUUAUAUUUUUUAGUAUAAGAAAUUACUAGCGCUGUUCAAUUUGUUUGUUUUCGAAACUAGCAUAUAUCCAUUUUGUUUCUUGCUAAGCGCUUUAUAGAAAAAAAUUAACUUACUACUUACAAAUACCCAUAUCUAAAAAGUAAUUUUAGGGUGAUGUGAAAUAUAAUUCAAAUUAAGCAGAUUAUUAUCUGAAAAGUUUUCACUAUAUUUGUAUAAGAAAUUCUAACUUAAAAUAAUCGAAGAUUAAAGUUAGUCGAAAAUUAAGCAAUAAUUUGGAGAAUAUCAUGUAAUAGUUAACAACGUAUAGGCAAAAAAUUAGAAUUUAUUAUAUUGGAAGAUUUGUAAAAGCAAUUUGUAGCUAAUCAAAUGUAAAAAAAAGUUUACUAUUUCCUACAAAAUGAGCACUUAUGCAUUUCAAUUAAAAUUUAUUUAAAAUCUUAAAAUAAUAUAUAUUAAUUAAUGUGUCCAAAGGGCAUAUAGGAACAGUAUAAAACUAUUUUAAUCAAUAUUUCUAUCAGAUAUAAAAAUUUCCUAAUAAAAAAA